AUGCAAGUGAAGCGCAAGAAUUCCACACAAGUCGUGGCAACAGCGGAUCUCGUCGAUGGACUUUACUGGCUGCGGACUCCUCAACGAUCGGCAAAUGCAGCAACACGCAAUGGGACCAUCGACUUGCAUGCGCGCAUGGGUCAUGCACCCCUCGAAGUUCUGCGCAAGAUGGUGGCCACUGGCAUGAUCAAGGACGCCAAGGCACCUCUCAACUCGACUGGUCCAAGUGUGUGUCGCGGUUGCCAGCAAGGAAAGAUGGUCCAAAAAACAAUUCCCAACCAACCGUGA
Peronospora matthiolae is the source of this 288-nucleotide messenger RNA. NCBI's taxonomy places the organism in Eukaryota, Oomycota, Peronosporomycetes, Peronosporales, Peronosporaceae. The record is from the annotation of a GenBank genome assembly.